Molecule: messenger RNA, 549 nt
Organism: Camelus dromedarius (Arabian camel)
Lineage: Eukaryota; Metazoa; Chordata; Mammalia; Artiodactyla; Camelidae
Gene: LY6G6D
Product: lymphocyte antigen 6 family member G6D
Exons: 3
Coding region: 30-455 (141 amino acids)
Biological process (GO): acetylcholine receptor signaling pathway
Cellular component (GO): external side of plasma membrane
Molecular function (GO): acetylcholine receptor inhibitor activity
Source: RefSeq, a predicted model, not a curated record
GAGAGGCGCUCUGGACACAGGCAGACACGAUGAACCCCCUAUUUGUCGGGAUCCUACUCAGCACCCUGCUGGGGGCUGCCUUGGGAAAUCGCAUGCGGUGCUACGACUGCGGUGGAGGCCCCAGCGGCUCCUGCCAAGAGACCGUGACCACUUGUGGAGAGGGCGAACGUUGUGGCUUCCUGGAGCGCAAACCCAAAGGGGACGUGGGACAGACCAAGCUGUCUGGAAACCCCUCAGUGACCUUGAUUCAUCAUCAUCCAGCCUGUGUGGCGGCCCAUCAUUGCAAUCGAGUGGAAACAGAAGUGGUGGGAGAGGUGACUUAUACGACCCACAGGGACUGCUGCGUCGGAGACCUGUGCAACAGUGCUGUGGCAAGCACUGCGGCCCCUGCAUGCCUCUUGGCCGCAGCGGCCACCACCCUGGUCUGGCUCCUGCCGGGACUGUGGAGAGGGUAGAGGGAGCCGGGGAAGGGAAGGGAGCAAUGGAGCAAGGGAACUAAGGCACUCUGAAGUGAGAAGACAAACACUCCUCUUUGAGCCAUUAAAAGCU